CUCGUGGCUGAGUCGACUUCCUCUUCAGCCACCGAGGUGAGCGGACGCGGAAUGUCGGGCUCUUCGCGAGCGGCUUCAGCGACCCUUUUGGGCCGCGGUAUCAGGUCAACUGAAAAACCAGGUCAGGACUACCAAAUGAUUUUACCAACGCUGCCAACAGGUGCGUCCGUUCUGCAUACGGUGUUUUUACAUGGUGACGUUAAGGCGAGGCCUUACAGAGUGGAACAUUUUCGAGACGCUCUUACACGGCUGUCUCUCAUGCCGGAAGUGGUUGCACUGGGUGCUUAUCAAAUGAACCAUCUGUGGGCGGUGACUUUCAAGGACGAAGAAGGGAAAAAGAAGAUUAUCGCUGCAGACGCGUUUGAUGUCAAGGACCACCGCUGUGUGGUCGUCGACCCGUGUGACAGAGGCGUCCGUAUCAAGCUCUACUGGCUCCUUCAUGGUGUACCUGACGACGACGUUCGCACUGCCUUGUCGCCUUUUGGCAAGGUGACUGAGAUCACCAGGGACAGGUGGCGGGUACAAGGAUGCGUUGACGAAGGGUCAACCACCCGUACUGUCACUAUUAGGCUGAAAGCAGGCGUCACCGCUGAAGACUUGCCCCACCAGCUGCGAGUGGCGGAAGAUGUUGCGCUCGUGCACGUCCCUGGCAGAGCUCCCCUCUGCCUCCGAUGCCGUGGCAUCGGGCACAUACGACGCGAGUGCCGUGUACCACGCUGUGGGCUUUGUCGUCGUUUCGGCCACGACGAGACCCAGUGCGUCCGAACCUAUGCCACAGUGACAGGCCCAGCAUUGAAGGAAGAUGUUACAGAUCACUUGAUGGACGUGGUCGACGCAGGGGAAGCCGCAGGCGAAGGGAAAGAGACCCAGCCCUCGGCGUUAACGCCCCUGAAGAAGGCAACGACUGUUAAUGAAGACGAGUCAUCGGACGGCUGGAAAGACCCAUGGUAUGACACGGUGGAACCAACUAACUCAACAGAGGUCGAGGUAAAAGAGGCCAAAGAUACGUGCACAUCAACAGAAGUGACGACCGGCGAACAGCAUGACACUGAUGACACCGUGAUGGCAACGUCAAGUAGUGCACCUGCUAAGAGGCUUCACGAAGAGGCGGAUGAGCAAGAGGAAAAGGAUCAAGAGACUGGGAAUGAUGAGCCUCCUCCGAAAGCUACCCCGGGACGCCGACCGGCGUUCAAGCCCAAGCCCGGCGUUCCAGCCAAACGCCGUUCUACAACCUAGACGCCUCCGCGUUAGCGGAGGCGUUCCUGGGUUAGAAAAAAUUGUUGUUAGGGUCUGGGGACUGGGGUUUGUGGGCAGGAUGUGCGUCGGCCGUCGU
Molecule: messenger RNA, 1333 nt
Organism: Dermacentor andersoni
Lineage: Eukaryota; Metazoa; Arthropoda; Arachnida; Ixodida; Ixodidae
Biological process (GO): activation of innate immune response
Molecular function (GO): zinc ion binding; RNA binding; double-stranded DNA binding
Source: RefSeq, a predicted model, not a curated record